UCGUUCGGGGCGCAUGCUUAUCGUCGUGUCUUCAUCUCCACGCCAGGCGGUAUUUUCUUCCAUACGAUCGAAAUGGCUUCCUACUUCCGGUUUCAAAAAUACGUUUUCUCGUUGAGUCGCCGACUGCUCCUGCCGUGCUUGUGUGUCCUCGUCUUCUAUUUCUUCUUUGGAUUCCUCCACCAGAUGAGUCCGGCGCUGGGCAGGAAUUCAAGAGUGCCGAGCCGAGAGCUGGCGAGGCGACUCCGCGACAGCCUCAUUUCACUCGACGUCGAACCUCUCGUCGACAACUCUCCCGCACGCGACCUAGACCAGGAUCUCCAAGAGGCCGUGCCCAACUUGCCCUCUCGUUAUUGGCUCAAGAAGGACAAGGGUAUGGGCAUGAACAAAACCUGUGCCAAGUAUCCAUCUCUGUACCAGAUCCGCUUCAACAACGGCCGGUGGCAGACGUUCGACACUUCCAACGGCACCUUCUACCUGUUCAGUGCAUAUUAUGACAACAGGACCUUGGCAGAGCGGCCAGCUGUGCGUGUCCUGGGGAUGCUGAACCGCGUCGAUCCCAAACUCAACACUUCCUGCCAACUUUGGUUUAAUGGAACAAGCAAACCAGUAUUCGCAGAGGUGUCCGAGUACAAAUAUAUCUGGAAUAAGGCGUUUGGCAAAUACAAAAACGGCGUGCUACAACCAUAUUUGUUAUCGUGCCAAGUGCCAUCUGACUAUGCACAUCAGGUGCCAGAGUCUGUAUCCCUCGUAGAGCGGCCGUGCGACACAGCCACAACAAAUCUCAGGGUCGUUAAUAAUCGUCCACCAGAAGGUCAGACGAAAAACUUUGCUGUGUGCGUCAAAGGCCUCGACAUUUAUCACGAAGACAAAAGCGUCUCCCUUGUCGAAUGGCUGGAGGCACUCUACCUCUUUGGGGCUGACAAGGUAUUCCUGUACGACCUGCAUGUGCACCCGAACACGACCAAGGUCUUACAGUACUACCAGAAAACCGGUUUUGUGGACCUGACAAAACUCACCUUGCCCGGAGACCAGCCGAACAUCCCUCAACUCACACACAAGUACCUUAAGGAGAGGGGCGGUUAUAAACGGCUCAAUGAACUCAUCCCUUACAACGACUGCCUCUACAAGAACAUCUACAGCUACAAGUACGUGGUUCUCUUAGACAUAGACGAGAUUAUCAUUCCUAGAUAUUUAUCGUCUUGGAAAACACUGAUGAAAGUCCUGGUCAAAGACGCUUUCAAGGCCAACAAGAAACCGCGAACCUCCUUCGCUGCGCGCAACGUGUACUUCCUGGACUCCAUGCAAGAGAAACACGGCUUUUACAAGGAUAUCCCCCGAUACAUGCACAUGCUGCAGCACGUGCAUCGAGCCAGGGACUACACCAAACCAGGUGCUUAUGCAAAGUGCUUCCACGACACCCAGAGUGUCUUCACACUCCAUAAUCACUUUCCCUUCUCGUGUUUGGGGAAAGGCUGUCACGCCUACUACAUUCCCACAAAAGACGCGCAUCUACAACACUACCGCCAAGAAUGCGUUGGAGAGCUUCGCAAGACGUGCGAGAGCGAAUUCAAGGUGCACACAGUCAAGGAUACAACGAUCUGGAGGUACAAGAGAGCACUGAUACUCCGUGCUUCCAAAACCCUCGGGCGACUAGGAUUCUUCAGGCAGAAGUCUCACAUCUCGUGAGAUGACUAAGGUGUCCGGGUGGAUUGACUCGGGCUAAUGGUUCAAAAUGUAAUAGUGUUAAUAUUAGCUACCUCCCAGUAUUAUCUGAAAAGAAUAUUUGUUUAAUUAAAUGAUUAUCUUUAUAGCAAUAUUGUUGUUCUAAACACUGAUAAAUCAACUACGCCAGUGGAACUUAAUCUUUGCCAGUGUACGCAUCCCUUUCCAAUCAGCAGUCAGUUCUCGCUCUCCCUGAAAUGCUGAAAUACAAAAAAUGCUAAACUACAGAUUUGAUGUCAUGUGAAUGAAUAGCAAUAUCAAUUAUUUUUAUUUUUAAAUCGUUAUUGGCAAAGCAUAUUUUUUUUUUUUUUGUUUGUGUUAAAAAAAACUAUAAAAAAAUAUAAAACGUAUAAAACAUA
This is a messenger RNA of Penaeus chinensis, 2081 nucleotides long. RefSeq lists its product as uncharacterized. The transcript has 3 exons. The record is from RefSeq and is a predicted model, not a curated record. Lineage: Eukaryota; Metazoa; Arthropoda; Malacostraca; Decapoda; Penaeidae. Bases 73 to 1686 code for a protein of 537 amino acids.